AUGUUGUCAGAACAAAAUGGAACCUUCACCACCCCCGUCCCUGGCGGCGGCGGCUGCCCACCUGUCGGGAUUCAACUGGAGGGUGUGAUCCUGCCCCCUGUCCUCACCAUCGAUGUCAUACUGGGGCUGCUGGGUAAUGUAGUCGCCCUGUGGAUCUUCUGUUUCAAGCUGAAGACCUGGAACCCCAACAACCUGUUCCUCUUUAACCUGGUCAUCGCCGACUUCUUGGCUCUGGUCAGCCUCCCUCUGAGGAUCGAUGCCUUGCUCAGGGGUCACUGGGUGUUUGGAGACGGCUUGUGCAGAAUCAACCUCUUCCUCAUGUUUUCCAACCGCUCGGCCAGCAUCGCUCUGAUGACCGUGGUGGCGAUCUACCGCUACUUCAAGGUGGUCCACCCUCACCACCGGUUCAACCGGAUGAGCCAGCGUCAGGCGGCGCUGGUGUCGCUGCUGGUUUGGCUGCUGGUGAUCAGUCCUCGUGUUCCCAUGCUAGCUUACAGCCACAUCAAGGGCGGCGGCAACAGGACCCAGUGCUUCUUCUUCACGUCGUACAAAGAGGCAUCGCCCGCCAUCAUCAUCCUGGUCAGCACGCACCGGAUCCUGACGGUGCUGGAGUUCCUCAUCCCGCUCGCCAUGCUGAUCUUCUGCUCCGUCCGGAUCUCCAGCUUCCUGAAGCAGCGACAGAUGGGCAAACCCGACAAGGUGCGCAAGGCGAUGCGCGUGUGCGCCGCCAUUGUUUUAGUCUUCAUGGUUUGCUUCUUGCCCACCACGGUUACGACCAUCGGGGUCUGGGUGGUCCGCUCCUACCGCCCGUGGGACUGCGCCGCCUUCUACACCUUCACACAGCUCACCAUCGUGUCGUUGGGACUGAACUUCCUGAACUCGGCCCUGGACCCCAUCAUCUACAUCUUCUCCAGCUCCAUGUUCAGGAAGGCCCUCUGCAGCUUGCUGCCCCCCCGCUGCCCGUGCUGGGGUCCGGACGAGGACGCGGCGUCCUCUUCAGCAGGUCAGUCCACGAGUCAACAGGAGCUGAAGUCCAUCAGGAGCCGAGGGAGUGAAGCCAUGUGA
Limanda limanda (common dab) is the source of this 1065-nucleotide messenger RNA. RefSeq names its product hydroxycarboxylic acid receptor 2-like. The transcript is spliced from 2 exons. Gene Ontology annotation, molecular function: G protein-coupled receptor activity. The record is from RefSeq and is a predicted model, not a curated record. Lineage: Eukaryota; Metazoa; Chordata; Actinopteri; Pleuronectiformes; Pleuronectidae. Gene Ontology annotation, cellular component: membrane. Gene Ontology annotation, biological process: G protein-coupled receptor signaling pathway. Bases 1 to 1065 code for a protein of 354 amino acids.